AUGGCUUACUCCAACACUCUUUUCUUGGUGCUAACUGUCGCGUUUCUUAUCGGAUCCGCCGUGGGACAAUCUCCGUCGCCAUCUCCAUCAAAAUCUCCGGUAGCUUCUCCUCCACGUAAAGCAGCUGCUCCUACACCAACUCCGGCUGUUAAACCACCGUCAUCUGCACCGGUGACUUCCCCGGUGACUGCACCUACUCCGUCCACCGUUGAGUCACCACCGACGCCUUCUGCUGCUUCUCCAUCUCCGUUUGUUCCUCCUUCUACUAUCUCCAUUCCUCCUUCUGAAGCUCCCGGACCGGCACAGAACGGCGCCGUUUUGAACAGAUUCUCUGUGUCUGGAUUUGUUGUCGUUGGAUUAUUGAGUGCCGUUUUAGCCUUUUAA
Messenger RNA from Mercurialis annua (annual mercury), 384 nucleotides. Its product is annotated as classical arabinogalactan protein 1-like. The transcript has a single exon. NCBI's taxonomy places the organism in Eukaryota, Viridiplantae, Streptophyta, Magnoliopsida, Malpighiales, Euphorbiaceae. The record is from RefSeq and is a predicted model, not a curated record. Bases 1 to 384 code for a protein of 127 amino acids.